Messenger RNA from Pestalotiopsis fici W106-1, 540 nucleotides. RefSeq lists its product as uncharacterized. Lineage: Eukaryota; Fungi; Ascomycota; Sordariomycetes; Amphisphaeriales; Sporocadaceae. The record is from RefSeq and is a predicted model, not a curated record. Bases 1 to 540 code for a protein of 179 amino acids. The transcript is spliced from 2 exons.
AUGGCUUGUGUGAUUAUGGGAUCAAUGACUACUGGAACUGUACUCCUCUCCCUCGAUACCAAGCUCGAGAAGGACCCGUUGCGUAUCAACCCCAAUCUUUCCACCUGGAUCGCCAUCCAUGGUGACUCGCAGUACCCCGGCUUCCGCCAAGCCUUUGCAGUGAUACAAGGAGCCAUCACAUCCAACGUUGAGAGCAACUACGGCCGUUGUGACUUUGUUCUCGAGACAGAGAACGACUUAUUUGCCGUCAGUAAAGAUCAAGACAAGAUAAACGGUCUCAUGAAGCAGUGGAGAGAGAAAGUAAGCGACGGCGGUCCCAUCGUUGUGACCAUGACGACGCUGGGGGACUAUCCGUACAAGGUUGCCACCGCCUCUGAAAAUGCCGAGGCAGGAGGAGCUCAAGAGCUCUGGCGGAUCUUGCAGCUGCAUCGAAGGGCCUCGCAAAUGACAAAGACAAGUCACAACGUUGACCUCAUGAUACAAGACAUUUCCGCCCAUAGGAGCGGGUUACCGCCGCCGCCGCCACCAUUCGUCAUGUAG